AUGGGAAGCCUUUUCAGCCAAAGGAAGCACGAGGCCAUGACUGAUGCCCAGCGCGAGGAAGCCUUGCAAACACAGGCGGUCCAUGUGCUGGCAACCACAGUCAGCGGGCAAAGUUUCGAGGCGACCGUCCUGCCCAGCGACACCGUUCGAUACCUGAAGUCCUGCCUGGCCAAGUCCUCGGGCAUCGCAGUGUAUCGGCAGCGGCUUUUGCUGGAAGUGCGGGUCCUCAAGGACAAUGAACUCCUCCAGUCUUUAGAGGCGAAAGCCGAAGUUCUGGAACUGACCAUGGUGAUUGGUCCGGAAAUCCCCAAGUGGGCCCAAGAGCUCGGCUUUGAUGGUGACCAUCCUGCCUUGCUGCGAGGCUACUUCCAGCAGCAUGCUUCGGCUGAUCAGCUUGAGGCUUGGCUGGAGGAUGACGCUCAGUGCUGGGGGAAGCUGGAAAACAGCCUCGAGGCGAAUCGGAGACGGAUGAUGGAAUUGAGCGGCUGGAACCACGAGGUGAAGCUGUUUGUGGAUGAUGUUCCCAUGCACUCCAUCCACGUAUCCCCUGGCGAGGAAGUGCAUCUGCGUGCGGCAGUGCGCAUUCAAAACAACAGCGCGGACGGUUGCAUACAGCAGCUAAUUCUCGCCCUUGACACCUCCAUUGUCGGCGAGCUUUACAACGGCGUUCCAGGCCGGGGACGCGAAGCCAGCGUCAACUGCCGCUUCGCAGCGCCAGCGGCGCCCGGAGCGUACAUGCUCUGGAGGAAAAACGACUUGCAGUACAACAUGGUCGCAGCACGUCGCAACUUUGAGAACGAAGCAAGGGCACCGAUGCCCAAGAAGUACCCUGACAGCUUCGUGGGUUGGCUGAUCGUGGAGUGA
Messenger RNA from Symbiodinium sp. CCMP2592, 864 nucleotides. NCBI's taxonomy places the organism in Eukaryota, Dinophyceae, Suessiales, Symbiodiniaceae. The record is from the annotation of a GenBank genome assembly.